UCUGUUCUUUUUUCUCGUCUUGUAGAUUGAAAUAAUAAUAAUAAUGUGCCUUGUGAACUUGUGAAAAUGUGAUUUGACUGAAUGAUUUCCCGUGUGUUCGAGUUUGGUUUGAGUUUUUUGCUGAUCGGACAAAAGCUGUAGAAGAUGCCGAAACAAUGCUCGUUUGCAAAUUGCAAAAAUUAUGACACUGGUGGCGCAUUGUCAUUCUUCCGUUUUCCCAAGGACCACUCUCUUUGCCAAGUAUGGCUGUCGGCAUGCAAACAGAACACGAAUGUCUCGAAUGGAAGAAUUUGCCAGGUGCAUUUUUCUCCCGAAGAUUUCGAGGCCCCACAAAUCUUCAAAACAACAAGACGUAAAAGAUUGCGCAAGAAUGCCAUUCCUCAUCUUUUCAACGGACCGAAUGAUGCACGCGAAUUAGAAACCCCUGGAAAUGAAGCUUCUUUGGCAUCACUAGACUUGGCUCCUGCUGUUAUACCUGAAGUCUCUCCUUGUCCUUUUGAAAGAGGGCAUUUUCUUGUACCAGACUUCGAAGUCCCUCAACAUGAGCAAAUGAGACAACUAACUUCUGGAAUUUCAACGGUAGAGCGAAUAACGGAAGUAACUUCUGGAAUGUCAUUAGUUGAGCAAGUCGGAACUAACCUCUGGCAUAUCAAGGGCACAAGAAGAAUUGCAUGUGCUCUCGCCCAUCUUGGUGGAUGAUUCAUCUGGAAUACUCUAUCAUGAAGAAUUUUCAUUAUGUACUGUCUCUCAGUCGGUAUGUGAAACUCGAUUAACGAACUUAGGAAGUCACCAAUCUGGAAGCACUAUUCUCGAGAUUGCUUCUAAGAAGCAGAAACAACUUCAAUUAGAAGAAGAAAACGAGAAGCUUCAAAGAGAGGUAGCAUCAUUGAGAAAGGCAAAUCAGAAGCUGAAAAUCCGCAUGGGAAAAGAGGCCAAAAAGAACCAGAACCUCAAAGAAGCGUCAAGUAAAAAGUCAGAGCAAUUAAACAUGCUCAAAAUCAAUGCU
Molecule: messenger RNA, 1006 nt
Organism: Bemisia tabaci
Lineage: Eukaryota; Metazoa; Arthropoda; Insecta; Hemiptera; Aleyrodidae
Source: RefSeq, a predicted model, not a curated record